ACAUGGCGACGCCCUGCUGCUUAAACCUAUCAGCUGUUUACAACUGAACUUCUCUACAAAUAAACGUUUUCCAAACAACUGUUGGAAGUUUUGGGAAAUUAGUGAAUAGCUGCUUUAUAAUGGAAGACACUUGCAAAUCCGAAGAUUUAAUUAAUCUCGAGAAACGAGAUGAAGAGUCCUGUACAGACACAGGGGAUGUAAACACGAGCUCUGAGCGAAGUGAAAUGUCAACAUCUGGUUUCCAUCGUGCUACAAACCAUGACAAGGGCCUUCACAUAGAAAUAAGAAAGGAGAAAAUUCACUACUGCUCACUUUGUGGGAAGAGUUUUACCAGAAAGGGUCAUCUUAAACAACACCAUCUAAUCCACACAGGAGAAAAGCCACAUUGCUGCUCUCAGUGUGGGAAGACAUUUUCACAGCAAAGUAAUCUUAAAAACCAUGAGCGUACUCACACCAGAGAGAAGCCUUACGAAUGCUCAGACUGUGGGAAGAGUUUUACGCUGCAGAGUACGUUUAAAAACCACCAGCGCGUUCACACAGGAGAAAAGCCCUACUACUGCGCACAGUGUGGGAAGAGUUUUGCGCUGCAAAGUACGUUUAACAACCACCAGCGCAUUCACUCUGGAGAGAAGCCAUAUUACUGCGCGCAGUGCGGGAAGAGCUUCACACGACACAGUACAUUUAAAAACCACCAGCGCGUUCACACAGGAGAGAAACCGUAUCGCUGCCCGCAGUGCGGGAAGGAUUUCACGCUGCGGAGUAGUUUACAAAACCACCAGCACAUUCAUAGCGGAAAGCUGCAUCAGUGUUUACAGUGUGGGAAGAGUUUUUCACAAUAUGGCACCUUAAAACACCACCAGCUGAUCCAUACAGGAAAGAAGCCGCAUUAUUGCUCACAAUGUGGGAUGAGAUUUAGAGAAUUACGCCAUUUAAAAAAACACCAGCGCACUCACACGGGAGAGAAAACACAUUCCUGCUCACAGUGUGGGAAAAGCUUUAGAAAAUUAAGUCAUUUAAAAUCACACCAGCGCAUUCACAUGGUAGAAAAACCACAUUACUGCUCACACUGUGGAAAGACUUUUAUAGAAUACAAAUCUUUUAAAAUCCACCAGCGCAUUCACACAGAACAGAAGCGCUGUCACUGUUCGCUGUGUGGAACGAGCUUUACGCAACAUGCAGGAGCGAAGCCUCAUUACUGCUCAGAGUGUGUGACACGUUUUUGUGUUGGCAAAAUAAAAAAAUAAUCAGCUCUUUCAGACAGAAGUUAUAAACUUUAAAUUAUUUAUGUAGUGAAUAUUCUAUUUCAACAGUCAUAUGACGCAUUCUGCUUUAGAGCAUUAUGAGGACAUUGCAUCCAAUCCUGUUCCUGGAGUAGAUUCUUAUUUUUGAAAAAAAAUUCUGUUUUAGCAUUCUUACCAGGUACUUUCUAAAGUAAACUUGGUGUGUAACAGGGCUGCGUGAUUUGAUUUAAUAUAUAAUCCAUGGCACAUAUUGCAAUCGCAAUUUAAAUUGUUAUAUAUUUUUUUAAAAGAAAGGUGUGUGCUUUCAGAAGCAUUCCUUAUGUGUUCAGCAAAUUAUGUCUAGUAAUGUUCUUUCCUUCCAAACCAUGACCUCAGAUCAGAACUACAUACCUAACUGUGGUAUUUGCUUACUGUUACACCCCUAAUAAAUAAACAUUAGAUGUGUGUAUGUGUGUGGUGUGUGUUUGUAGCAUAAAUUCCAACUCCAGAUAUUGUGUGUCAUAAAAGUGUGGUCGGAGAAGGUGCCAAAACAACAGGAAUAUUGUCAAGUGCCGACCCAAGAGCUUCACAAGGAGUGGAGUGAGUCAGUGCAUCAAGAGCCACAAUGCAAACGCAUCUUUAGGAAAGGGGCUACAACUGUUGCGUUCCUAGUAUGAAGCCACUCCUGAACCAGAGACAACAUCUGAAACAACUUACCUUGGCUAAGGAGUAUAAGAAUCGGACCAUUGCUCAGUGGUCCAAGGUCUUCUUUUCAGGUGAAAGUAAAUUUUGCAUAUUAUUUGAAAAUCAUCCUGCAGGGUGUUAAGUCAUGUGCUGGUGUUGUGUUUUAUCGCGUCCAAGGUCAACACAGGAGAUUUUAGCACAUUUUAUGCUUUCGUCUGCUGCCAGGCUGGCUUAUGGAGAUGAAACUACCACUAACUAGUCUGCUCACCAUGAUAUUACUGUGCUUGAUUGGCCAGCCAACUCAUCUGACCUAUAAAGAAUCUAUGGGCUAUUGUCAAGAGAAAGAUGAGAAACACCUAACUCAGUAAUACAGAUGAGCUGAAGGCUGCUAUCAAACCAAUCUGGUCUUCAAUAACACUUCAGAGUUAACACUACAGGUUAACGCACACACAGAUAUUCCUGUUAUAUACUGUUGUUACAAUGUCACCAAUGAAUUUUACAAUGUAGUUACAAUAGUUACAAUAUGUUAAAUAUAGUAACAAUAUCUUAAAAUAUAGUUACAAUAUCCUAAA
Molecule: messenger RNA, 2476 nt
Organism: Clarias gariepinus (North African catfish)
Lineage: Eukaryota; Metazoa; Chordata; Actinopteri; Siluriformes; Clariidae
Product: zinc finger protein 239-like
Exons: 2
Coding region: 120-1244 (374 amino acids)
Biological process (GO): regulation of transcription by RNA polymerase II
Molecular function (GO): DNA-binding transcription factor activity, RNA polymerase II-specific; RNA polymerase II cis-regulatory region sequence-specific DNA binding
Source: RefSeq, a predicted model, not a curated record